Closterium sp. Yama58-4 is the source of this 1689-nucleotide messenger RNA. NCBI's taxonomy places the organism in Eukaryota, Viridiplantae, Streptophyta, Zygnematophyceae, Desmidiales, Closteriaceae. The record is from the annotation of a GenBank genome assembly.
AUGCAAUCGAAGCUUAAGACGCCUUGCAACGCGCUAGCCAUCGCUAGCAGGAGGGUUGAACGCGGCGCGGUAUCAACGGAAAGCGGAGCGGGCGGAAGCCGCGGACCGAGGCCCGCGCAGCAAGGGGGUGGGGAGAAGCGCGGACCAAGGGGGAGCGGAUCGCAGGAAGGGGAAAGUCGGGAGGUGAGGGGGACGGAGAAGUUACCAGAGGGAUCGCGGAAUGAGAGCGGGCGCAACAGGAGAGACGCGCAGGGGGAGGCGCAAGGGUGGGUGCGCAUAGGGGGGGUUAAAGCGGAAGCCUUGCGCGUGCGCGUGGGGUGGAGAUGGGCGGAAGACGAGGGGAACGUGGAGGCGGAAGCUGAGGCGGAGGGGGCGCUGGGGGAGACGCCAUUGCAGAAGAGACGGAGGUUUGGGCAGGCUGUGGAGAAAAUGAAAGGGGACGCGGCGCGCAGGCGGAAACUGGCGGAAAAGGGGCUUCCGCCAACCCCCCUUGGCGCGCCGCACAACGGGCUGCUGGUCCCCCGCCUGGUGCCCGUGGCGCACCGCACUCUCGCGCUCUGGCUGUCCCUGCAGGCGAAGCUCCCACGCCUGCUUGACGCCGUGCCCGCUCAUGCGUGCAGGCGGUGUCCGGAGGUCUCCAUUGCCCGCCACCCCCAUGCCAUCCGUAACUGCAAGGGUCCGAAGCUGCACAGCCGUUCGGGCAGCCCGAGCAGCCAUGAAUGGGCGCCUGCCACGCCCUCUGACAUCCUCCCGGUCAUCGAAAGUUUUCAUCUGCCCGAUCGUCUGCGCCCCCGUGUGCCGCACGAGGCGAGAUUUGAUGUGGAGAGGAUCCCAGCUGUCAUAGAGCUGUGCAUUCAGGCGGGUGUAGACCUGCCAGGCUUGCGCACCGUGCGCCGAACCGAACCUGUGCAAACCACCAGGCCUGGCACCGGCCGGGCCUGGAUGGCAGGCUUGGAGGGCGAAUCGGAGUCAGGAGUGUUUACCAAGGGAGCUUAUAAGGGGGACGAGGGGGAUGUGGUGAAGGCGAUUGUGGAGAUGGCUGAGAUGGAAGCAGUGGGGGCGGAGGUGGCGUGGGACGAGCGGUCCAGGGGUAUGAUGAGGCGGGGGGAGGGGGGGUGGCGAGGGGUGGUGGAGGGGGGUGAUGGGGGCAGGAUGGAGAGAAGGUUGGAGCGGAGGAGCAAUACAGAGGCGGAUUGGAAGGCGAUAGGGAAGGGGGAGGAGGAGGAAGAAGAGGGAGGAGAGGAUGGGGAAGGAGCAGCGGAAGGGGAGGGGAGUGUGAGGGAGGUGGCAGAGGAGGCGUUGAGGGAGUGGGAGGCGGUGAGGGACGGCGUGGAGGGGCUGAUGGGCAAGUACCCCGUGAUGGUGUGCGGGUACUGCCCUGAGGUGCACGUGGGUGCUGCCGGGCACAAGGUGCGCCUGUGCAAUGCCUCCAAGCAGCAGUGGCGCCAUGGCCAGCAUGGGUGGCAGCCGGCAGUGCUGUCCGACCUGCUCCCCCCCGUGCCUAUCUACCACACGCGCCACCCCUCCGGCCCCCCACUGCUGCACGAGCUGAGGGCCUUCUACGGCCGCGUGCCGGCGCUCGUGGAGCUCUGUGUGCAGGCCGGGGCACCUGUUCCUGAUAAAUGGCGGAGGUACUUUAGGCUCGAUGUUGCAAUCCCUGAUGUCAGCGACGUGGACAAAGUGGUGUGA